AAGUCAAUCAGUCCGCACAUUGAAAUGAGUAGGUAAGCAGGGAGAAAAUAAAGACAAUUUAUGAAUGUUUUAGAAAUGUCGACACAAUUUACGGCAUCCUUAUUAUCAAAUUGACAGAUUCAUUUGACAUAAUUUCGUAAGACUAAGCAAAUCAACCUUUCUAUUGUCAGAAACUGGUCCCAAGGUAAUAUUCGCUGUUCAUGCUAUAAAAUAAUACGGUGGCAUUGUUCAAUUUACGACUCAGAGUUAGAAAGGAAAGAUAAGGAUUAGUUUUAGCAAAAUUUUGGGGUCGGGAAGAUGCCAAGAUGGUGACUGUUCAUUGUUGUUUGCUUUUAAAAAUGCUGCUGAACAAUCCCACUUUGUAAAGCACCAAACCCUCCUCGCCAGCACUCUUGAAACGAGCCACGUGCUUUGUUCACACCGUCUUGCAUUUUGCUUCUUCAAACCAACCUCGAAGCUGUUGUUUUAUGCCAUGAAUGCUACCUUUUCUCAAAACCUGAGACUUUCUUUCUCAGUGUCUUCGGUUUUGAUUGGGGGAUAAUAGGAUUCUGAGUCAGCUCUGAUGAAGGUCUCUUUAGAACUUGUAAAUGCACCAUUUGUCAUUGCUUUUCUAACAUGGAUUACCAUAGACAUUUUGAAACGUAGGAGACAUGACGCUAUGACUCACUUCAAACAUAGAAUAGGGACAGAAGCAAGAGUUUUUACUGCUAUAAUUGUUCUAUCUAAUGUUAUAAUCUCUACUUUAUACUUGGGUUUUGGGUUUUAUAUUUUUUGGAAUAGUGGAAUUGUCCCUACCAAACCCGUCUGCUCGGCCAUCACUUGGUUUCUGGCAAGUUUAGUUACAAUCUAUUCAAAAAACAAAACUUUCAGUGAGCACAAAACCUGGCCUUUAGUCCUGAUAGUAUGGUGGGUGUUUUCCUGCAUUUUUCUUUCACUUUCUGCAGUGGUUUACCUUAUCCACCACUUAAAAUCCAAAGAAUUGCCCUAUCCUUUGCCAGAAGCCAACAUCGUUGAUAUAGCUUCCUUGCCUUUGUUGAUACUGCUUUGUUGCUGUCUACCUCUUGCUAUUAGUGAAAACAGUGAUCUUAAAAAUCCAUUGCUUCGCAAGAAGGAUGAAAACUCCUCCAGAGAUGAUGGUAGUUUCACUAAUGCUAGCAUCUGGAGCCAACUCACAUUUCGAUGGCUAAACCCUCUCUUUGAAAGGGGUCGAAUUGAAAAACUUGAGUUGCACCAUAUUCCUCCAGUUCCGGAAUCAGAAACUGCAGAUAAUGCUUCGUUGUUGCUGGAAGAAUCACUUCGAAGACAGAAAACAGAAUUUUCUUCAUUGCCAAAAGCAAUAACUCGUACCAUAAGGAGAUCCCUGGCUCUAAAUGCAGUUUUUGCAGGACUUAAUACAAUUGCCUCCUAUGUCGGACCCUUCCUUAUCGCCAGCUUUGUGAAUUUCUUAAAGGAAAAGCAUGAUAGUUCAGGCUACCAAUAUGGGCUGGUUCUUGCGUUUAUCUUCUUCUUUUCAAAGACUCUGGAAUCACUAACUCAACGACUGUGGUACUUCGGCGCUCAGAGAAUUGGAAUAAGGGUUCGUGCAGCUCUCACAGUAUUGAUUUACAAAAAAUCUCUAUCAACUAAGUUUGUUGGUCCCAGCAAUGGUAAAAUCAUAAAUCUCAUAAAUGUGGAUGCUGAAAGAAUUGGAGACUUUUGCUGGUACAUUCAUGGAGUGUGGUUGCUACCAAUCCAAGUCUUUCUGGCCUUGGUAAUACUGUACAGGAAUCUGGGUGCUGCUCCUUCCGUUGCUGCUGUCUUUGCUACAAUUUUGGUGAUGGUAAGUAACACUCCAUUAGCCAAUAGGGAAGAGAGACUUCACUCCAAGAUCAUGGAAGCCAAGGAUUCAAGAAUAAAAGCAACUUCAGAGACUCUAAAAAGCAUAAGAGUCCUGAAACUUCAUUCAUGGGAACCCACUUUCUUGAAGAAGCUUCUUCAACUUAGAGAAACAGAGAGAAACUGGCUUAAGAAGUAUCUAUAUACAUGCUCAGCUGUUGCUUUUCUGUUUUGGGCAUCACCAACUCUGGUGUCAGUCAUCACAUUUGGUGUCUGCAUUUUCUUAAAAACACCAUUAACAUCAGGAACAGUACUUUCAGCUCUAGCAACUUUCAGGAUUCUACAAGAACCUAUAUACAACCUUCCAGAGCUCAUUUCCAUGAUUGCUCAGACAAAAGUCUCAUUUGAUCGAAUUCAAGAGUUCCUUGGAGAAGAAGAUCAAAGGACGUUCUUACCUGAUGGUGGUUCAAAAGCAUCCGAUGUUGCGAUUGAAAUUGAGACAGGGGAAUAUGCUUGGGAAACAUGCAGCCAAAACUUAAAGAAUCCAACCAUCAAAAUCACAAAGAAGAUAAAAAUAAUGAAAGGUUAUAAGAUUGCUAUUUGUGGCUCCGUAGGCUCAGGCAAAUCAAGCCUACUUUGCAGCAUACUAGAUGAGAUCCCUAGGAUUUCUGGUGCAGGUAUUAAGGUUUAUGGGAAAAAGGCUUAUGUUCCUCAGAGAUCUUGGGUUCAAACAGGCACUGUCAGAGAGAAUAUAUUGUUUGGGAAGGAUAUGGAUAAGGUUUUCUAUGAACGUGUUCUUCAAGCAUGUGCCUUGAACCAAGAUAUUGAGAUGUGGGAUAAUAAAGAUAUGAGUGUUGUGGGAGAGAGGGGAAUGAACUUGAGUGGAGGCCAGAAGCAGAGGAUUCAGUUGGCAAGGGCCAUCUACAGUGAUUCUGAUAUUUAUAUCCUAGAUGACCCUUUCAGUGCGGUUGAUGCUCACACAGGAACACAUUUGUUCAAGAAAUGUCUCACAGGAUUGUUGUCUCAGAAGACUGUCAUUUAUGCUACACACCAAUUGGAAUUUUUAGAUGCAGCAGACCUAGUUCUGGUGAUGAAAGAAGGUCUCAUUGUUCAGUCAGGAAAAUAUGAGGAGUUGAUUGCUGAUUCUGAUGGUGAACUUGUUAGGCAAAUGAAUGCUCAUAGAAAAUCACUAGAACAAGUGAACCCACCCCAAGAAGACGAUUCCUUGACUGCUGGACCCUAUCAGAAAAGUCAAAUCGAAGUCAUAGAAGAAAAAUAUGGUGAACCCAUCUGCCAUGGCAAGCUCUUCGAAAGGAGUCAAGAAGAAGAAACAGAAACUGGUCGUGUCAAAUGGAGUGUUUACUCAACCUUUGUCACUGCGGCUUAUAAGGGAGCUCUUGUGCCAGUCAUCCUCCUCUGCCAAGUUCUCUUCCAGGGACUACAGAUGGGAAGCAAUUACUGGAUUGCUUGGGCAACAGAGGAAAAUCACAGGGUAUCAAGAGAACAGUUAAUAGGCAUAUUUGUUUUGCUGUCUGGUGGAAGCUCCAUCUUCGUACUGGGAAGGGCAGUUUUGCUGGCAACUAUUGCGGUGGAGACAUCUCAACGCCUUUUUAUUGGAAUGAUAACAUCAGUUUUCCGUGCACCCAUUUCAUUCUUCGACUCUACUCCCUCAAGUCGAAUUCUCAGCAGGUCUUCUACAGAUCAAAGCACAUUAGACACAGACAUUCCCUACAGAUUAGCCGGGCUGGCAUUUGCUUUAAUUCAGUUGUUCAGUAUCAUCAUCCUUAUGUCCUAUGUUGCCUGGCAGAUCUUCCUUCUCUUCCUCGCCAUCCUUGGAAUCUCCUUUUGGUAUCAGAACUAUUAUAUUUCGACUGCUAGGGAGCUAGCCAGGAUGGUUGGAAUUAGAAAGGCUCCUAUCUUGCAUCAUUUCUCUGAAUCUAUCACAGGAGCAGCAACAAUUCGUUGUUUCAGCCAGGAAGACAGAUUCUUGGAGAAAAACCUGAGCUUGAUUGAUGAUUAUUCUCGUGUAGCCUUCCAUAACUCUGGCACAAUGGAAUGGCUGUGUGUUCGAAUCAACUUUCUUUUCAACUUUGUCUUCUUCCUGGUGUUGAUCAUCCUGGUGAGCUUGCCCAGAUCCGAAAUUGAUCCCAGCUUGGCAGGAUUGGCAGCUACAUAUGGUUUAAACUUAAAUGUACUGCAGGCGUGGGUAAUAUGGAACUUAUGCAAUGUUGAAAACAAAAUGAUAUCAGUUGAAAGAAUUCUUCAAUUCACAAACAUACCUAGUGAAGCUCCCUUAGUGAUCGAGGACUGUAGGCCAAAGCCUGAAUGGCCAACAGAAGGAAGAAUUGAACUUGAAAACCUCCAGAUGCAGUACAAACCUACUCUCCCUAUGGUUCUUAAAGGCAUAACUUGCAUUUUCCCGGGACAAAAGAAAAUUGGAGUUGUUGGCAGAACAGGGAGUGGAAAGUCCACUCUAAUUCAGGCUCUCUUCAGGGUGGUGGAGCCUUCAGGAGGACGGAUUGUUAUUGAUGGAGUAGAUAUUUCUUCUAUUGGUUUGCAAGAUUUGAGGUCCAGAUUGGGCAUAAUCCCACAAGACCCAACAUUGUUUCAAGGAACCAUAAGGACCAAUCUGGAUCCUUUACAACAGCAUACAGAUCAAGAAAUCUGGAAGGUCCUCAAAAAGUGUCGUCUUGCAGACAUAGUGAGGCAGGAUCAAAGGCUUCUUGAUGCUCCAGUCGCUGAAGAUGGAGAGAAUUGGAGUGUUGGACAAAGGCAGCUUGUUUGCUUGGCUAGGGUGCUCAUAAAGAAAAGGAGAAUUUUGGUGUUGGAUGAGGCCACAGCUUCCAUUGAUACGGCCACAGAUAAUGUCAUCCAGGAGACAAUAAGAGAAGAGACAAGCAGAUGUACCGUCAUCACUGUGGCACAUCGGAUACCAACUGUUAUUGACAAUGACUUGGUUCUGGUUCUUGAUAAAGGGAAAAUUGUAGAGUACGAUAUGCCCGGGGUAUUACUUGGGGACAAUUCUUCUUCAUUCUCGAAGUUGGUGGCUGAAUUCUUGAGAUCAUCCAAGAGUAACCACCAUAAGAAUAUGUUUUGAGGAUAGACAGAAAUGAUACAUGGAUUGCAAAAAUGUGGGAGGGGUCUAAUGGAUUCUCCACCAACACGAGAGCUUUUGGAUUUUGAUGAAGAUUUCUGCCAUGGAAUCCUGACGAUCAACUUCUUUUGGGGGUGGUUGGAAUGUCAGAAAAAUAAGGAGGAAAGUUAGGGUGACAUCAGUGCGACAUAAUGAUUGAUAUUCUUAUCACUUCAAUUUCUUUGGAUAUAAAGGAAGCUGGGUUUGCAAAGAUGAUUAGUUUGUGUACAUCUGAUUGAACAUGAGGGCCUGUUUGAGAAACCAUAGGGGGAUUUUCCUUUCGGCACAGUUUCAACUAAGGGUCAACUCCACUGAGCAAUUCCCUCCUUCCACUGAGAGGACUUUCCUUCUUUCCUCCAUUCUGAUGUUUUACUCAGCAUGUCAAAUUCAUGAAGUUUUGGACUGCACGCAUUUAAAUUAGGCUUUAUACUCUCCUGUGGAAAAUAAUGGAUUAAUAUGCAUCCUAUAGAAAGAUUUCGGCAUGAGUAUUACCACUUACAAACACCUGCUAAUGUUUAACAAUUUCUCUCAAUUACUUGCCAUCACCAUCCACGUUCAAAAGUAUUAGCAGUAGUUGACAUUACUGAUUGUAACUUACAAGGCCUAGUUUUGGCAGAAAAGUUAUUUGAUAGUUUUUUCUAAGUUGACAUAUGAGCAGGAAAACUUGGAUCGACACUUAUAGAUUCAAAUAUAAGAAAGCAGCUGCUGUAGCUGACAAGCUUGAUGUGUACAUAUCUUCCUUUAAUGUCUCUCAUAAGUUGAUAUAAACUUUAGUAAAGCUGAUUUUUUUUUUUUGUAUGUUUUGUCUGGUGACAAUUUGUGUAUGUAGCAUGCCGCAUGUCCAUAUUAUUUAUCCUCGUUAGAGAGUUGUGAAAUUUGCUAAGCAUUUACAGACGCCUGACACAAAGAGAGAAACCCAGAUAUUACCAGGCAGCAACACAAGCUUUAAACUUUAAUUGUAAGGACCACUCAUGAGAGCUGACUUCAUAUGACAUUUACUUAACACUAACAAAUCCUGUAACAAUGAGAAACCCCAAUACUACCUAACAGCAACAUAGGCUUUAAACUUUAAUUGUGAGGCUUAUACAGUUAAAGAGGAGCCUUUCAAAACUAGGUGUAUGCCGCCGUUUGCUACAAACACACGGUAUUCUUUAGUAAAAGGCAAAAGAAUAGUUCGCUCUGCGCUCAUUGCGCGGCUGCAAACGUUGGGAAGGAGAAACCUGUCUCAUUUUAUAGAACUUCUCACGCUAUUAGCUCUCUAGCUUCUUGAUGUGGGAUAAUGUUGGCUUGCUUGCUUGCUUUUUGGUAAUAAAGUUUAGUACAAUUUAAGAGUGGCUUCCUCGAGGAAGUUGGAACUUCCCAAUACAAAUAUCAGAAAGUUAAAACUGUUACAGAAACUUUUUUUAUAUAACGAAUCAAACUUGCUUUCUUCUUCCCGGUCAUUUUUUAUAAUCUGAUAGACACACAAAAGAUAUAAACUCUCCUUAAAAGACUACUGAGACUGAAAUUUGAACUGAUCAUUAACCAUGGAUUAGGCAUCAUCGUUAUGGAUACAGAUUUCAAUUUGUAGUUCA
Durio zibethinus is the source of this 6522-nucleotide messenger RNA. Its product is annotated as putative ABC transporter C family member 15. Gene Ontology annotation, biological process: transmembrane transport. Lineage: Eukaryota; Viridiplantae; Streptophyta; Magnoliopsida; Malvales; Malvaceae. Gene Ontology annotation, molecular function: ATP hydrolysis activity; ABC-type transporter activity; ATP binding. Gene Ontology annotation, cellular component: membrane. The record is from RefSeq and is a predicted model, not a curated record.